GGUAGAUCGGUGAAAUGGCAGUGGUGGUGAACGAUCGUGUCAGAGGGCAAUGGAUGAAGUCAGUCAGUCGGCGUUCGCUUGCGCCGCCACCACGAUGGAGGUUCUUCCGUCGCGAUCACCUUUCUACGGUCCUCCGUGUUGAUCGCGAACACGUCGAAAUGUAGUCUCAGCGGGCUCCUUCGAGCAUCGGAAUGUCGGGGCCUGGAAAAUCGGCGAGACCGGUCAGACAACUGUCUCUGCAACCACCUGCACCGCGUCGAAAGCAGAUCAGACGACAGAGAUCCGCGGAGGAUGAAAAAUCGUUGCAGGUCAGCUCGAGUUCCCUCGUUCGUGGCAAAAGAGGGACCAAUGGCAAGCCAGGUUCCGAACGACCCAAGGUUCGAGUGGCCUGGAGCGAGAAUCUCCGAAAAAAUGAGAACCUGGAGCAGGUCGAGGUGGUGGCUCGUCAGAUGCCAGGACGUUCCAGGCGAGCCACGGGAAGAUCGAGGGGGUUCGUGGGGAUCGAGAAACCGUCGAUCCUCUACACCAGACAGGAACUCGCGGAGAGACUGAGGCUCGCCUGGAAGCAUCGCGAGGAGAACAAAGCUAACAUCAACAUUUUUUUAACUCACGGGGUUUUAGAGGAAAGGUGCGAUUCUGAGAUGUCCAGCCACGUUGGAAUCGCGAGUCCGUCAUCCUCUUUAUCCAAGAACGAAGCGUCUAAACCAGAGGUUCCCUUCGACUGCAGAAGAACGCAAGAUCAGCAGGUCGAAGGAUCGAGGAUCCACAAACGAUCGAACGGAGAAAGCGUGGAAAGGAGAACGGAGAUGGAGAAUAUUGUAGGUGGAAAAGCUGUAGACAAAGAUGGCGACGAAGUGUCAUCAGAUUUUGGGUAUUCCAUCUCUGAGACGCAAGAAAUUUCAAUGUUGGAAGGAAACCUACCUUCUGGAUGUGAGAGAGGAGAGAGAGUAGAGAGGACUGAUGUGGAAGAGACGCAAAUAGAUCGAGCAUCGAGAAGUUCGAACGUCGAGUCCAGCUCCAAGAAGAAGCUGCCGACGUCGUCGAGCACCGACUGCUCGAAUCCCCGCGAUUCAUCCACGACAUUGCCGUCGAUUAAAAUUGAAAACUCGACGUCUGCUGUCACGAAAACGGCGAGGUUGGAUUUUUCGUCCGCGAAAGAGAAGCGAGCGAGCUUUCACAGUGGAGCGAACAGAGCAUUCCUCGAGCCUAUCAAAUCGCCCGCGGAAGUGAAAUGGAUUUCCCUGGCGGACAAAGCUCUUCAGCAGAAGUUAACCACGGAGGUGAAGAGUGAAAAGGGUUCGCCGAUCCAAACAAAUUUGGAGAGCAAGGAUAGCGAUAGAAUCAUUGGCGCGAAAAGUCCAUCGGAACUCAAAUGUGGCGCAGAAAAGAUCGCGAAUCAGAGAACUUUCGUGGAUGACUUUCGUAGAUCCAAUUCAACGAUUGAGAGAGGUGUGCGCACGAAGACUGGAAUUGAUAGUAAGGAUGGCUUGGAAGAGGAUAAAACGAUUGGUCAGAGGACUAGCAGCGGUAAUAAGACGUCUUUGAUUAUGAAAAGGACUUCUUCCACGAGCAAUAUUAUCGAGAACAAGGAUUCUACGGUUGAUAAGAAUGUACCUGCGAGAAAUGGGCCUGAAGUUAGGUGUAGCUCGGUGAACGAGAGAAAUCCACCGCUGAAGAAGGAACCUCAGAAAAUGGAGCAGAAGUCGAGAAGGACUAGCUCGGCGCCACCGCAGCGACAGUUAGGGAACACUUCGAGCAAUCGCGUUCAGGUCAAUAUCGUGAUCGAUCCAUCGAGCCCGCAGGGUUCAGAGAAGAUCAACUAUCUAGAGAAAACGGAUGUGGAUUGCAAAGACAGCGGAUCGAACAGAAUAGACACGGCCUCCACAAAGGUGUCAGGGCGAUCGGUGAGAUCAGCGCCGUUGAAGAGACGCUCGAGAAGCGCCAAGAGACGUUUUUGGGGCACGGGCUCCUGCAAAAACGACGAGGACGGGAAACCACGAAACCGAUCGGCUGGUCGUGGGAGGAACUCGAUCGAUUCCAAAGCGAUCGACAUCGUCACGAUGGUGUCUCUCGUCAGCUCCGCGGACAGUGAUAGCGACACCGAGAAUUCACCCGGUGAUGUCAAGUUGAUCGAUCAAUUACGCAGCAAGCUGCCUACCACAUCGAUCAUCAAAACGUCGAUCAAUCCAACCGUAAACGUCGCCAGAAAGCCCACUAAGUCAGUGUCCUUUCAGAGGCACUCCCUCGACGAGGAUCCGCCAAAAGAGCAACAACCCUCGCCGAAGGAGGAGAAGAAAACGACACAGGCACGGCUCGCGAUCGUUAACCACCGUGGAAACGGAGGUACCCUGUCGAGCGAUGAAACGCUACCUUGGAGAACGGACAUACCCGGUUUAGCCCUUCCUAUCCUGGCAUUGAUUCACGAUGCCGAGGAGAAUCACGACGUCCCGCUGACCGACCGCGAAAAGAGAUGCCUGGCUGUGCCUAUCGGUGAUCUACACGACAAGAAACGGAAGCUUUUGAAAACCCGUAGCAUCCCGUCACGACCCGGAAUGGAGAAACAAACAAUGUCACCGAAAAUAAAAGUACAAGAAUCGCCCAAUGUCGCCCAGCAAAAAAUAGAAACCCCCAUGCAACUCGCUAAAACGCCUGCGAGUAAUUCUGCAGCAAACGCGAAACAGACAUUUGCGACAACUUCGAAAGAACCUGUUCAAAAUGCACAGCCCAUGGAACCACAAUUUCAAACAAAUAAAGAAAAAGAAUGUUGGCAUCUUUAUAGAAAAAUGUGUGACAAGGGCGUUUGCGUUUCCUUCGACACUGUUUUAAGAGGCAUGCUUACACCAACAGAAUAUCGUUUACGACAGAGGGAACUCUUUCAGGACUCCUAAUGAAAAUGCAGAAUGGUUGACAAAUUUUCUAUCCUGCAAAUCCUCGAUUGUACUUUUGUAACGAAUCUCAACUAUCACCUAAAUUAAUUCAAACACUCUGAAUCGUAAGAAUACGCGCGCGUAAACAUUGAACUGCGUUCAAGUGACCGGAAGUGCUCUAAUUCGAAUAACGAUCCGAGCUUGUAGUAAAGCCCAUAGCUCAGUAUUGUAUGCUCAGAUUCUAGAUACGAGUCGUGUAGGAUUCACGAAAAGACUUUACCUUUUAGCGAACGGAAUAUCCGAAUUAGUUCUACCAAGUUUUAGAACAUACGUACAUAACUGCCUAUUUUUUAGACCAUUUAUAAACGUAAACGAACACACCGCGGUACUAUAGAUAAUUAAUCGUAAAUGAUAAAAUGAGAUUUAUGGAACAACUAUAGAUAACUAAUCGUAAAUGAUAAAAUGAGAUUUAUAGAACAAUGUUCAUAGAUGGGCGAGGAAAAAAAAUAUCGCUGCUGUUAAUUAUUGCACAAAUUGAAAUACAUGAGGUCUGAUCAGCGUCUCGUAUGUUUUAAAUGAAAAUUAAUAUCGAUUGCUGUCGUGCUCUCAUGUAUUCUUCGUUUUAUAUGAUGUUUACGACUUGUUCCUUUGUAUGGCAAUGUAUAGUUCAAUAAAACGCAUAAACUGUUGUUAGUAA
Molecule: messenger RNA, 3564 nt
Organism: Hylaeus anthracinus
Lineage: Eukaryota; Metazoa; Arthropoda; Insecta; Hymenoptera; Colletidae
Product: titin homolog
Exons: 9
Coding region: 192-2888 (898 amino acids)
Source: RefSeq, a predicted model, not a curated record